CCUAGAGGAGGAGGAGGAGGAGGAGGAGGCAGGGCCUCAGUGCGGUGCAGGCAGCGGGAGCCCGGCGGGAGGCCGGGGCGCGGCCGCCGCCAUGAAGAAGCAAUUUAACCGCAUGAAGCAGCUGGCAAACCAGACCGUCGGCAGGGCUGAGAAAACGGAGGUUCUUAGUGAAGACCUGCUGCAGAUUGAGAGACGUCUUGACACUGUGAGAUCUGUUUUUCACAUCACACAGAAACGGUUAAUUGCAUGUUUUCAGGGCCAAUAUGGUACAGACCCUGAUAAGAGACAUAAAAAGCUUCCUCUAACAGCUCUUGCUCAAAAUAUGCAAGAAGGAUCUGCCCAGCUAAGUGAUGAAACUCUGUUGGGGAAAAUGCUAGAUACGUGUGGUGAUGCAGAGAAUAAAUUGGCAUUGGAGCUCUCUCAGCAUGAAGUACAGAUUGAAAAAGACAUUUUAGAACCACUGAGCACGCUAACAGAGGUAGAGAUUCCCAACAUUCAGAAGCAGAGGAAACAGCUUGCAAAGCUGGUUUUGGACUGGGAUUCUGCUAGGGGAAGGUAUAACCAAGCCCACAAGACUUCAGGAACAAAUUUUCAAAUGCAUCCUUCAAAAAUAGAUUCCCUUAAGGAAGAAAUGGAUGAGGCUGGAAAUAAAGUAGAACAAUGCAAGGAUCAACUAGCAGCAGAUAUGUAUAACUUCGUGUCCAAAGAAGGAGAAUACGCUAAGUUUUUUGUUAUGUUAUUAGAAGCACAAGCAGAUUACCAUAGAAAAGCAUUAACAGUCAUAGAAAAGGUCCUACCCGAAAUUCAAGCCCAUCAAGACAAAUGGACUGAAAAACCAGCUUUUGGAACUCCAUUAGAAGAACAUCUCAAGCGCAGUGGUCGUGAAAUUGCAAUCCCUAUUGAAGCCUGUGUAAUGAUGCUUCUGGAGACGGGGAUGAGGGAGGAGGGCUUAUUCAGAAUUGCUGCUGGAGCCUCCAAGUUAAAAAAGCUUAAAGCUGCCUUAGACUGUUCAACUUCACAACUUGAUGAAUUUUAUUCUGAUCCCCAUGCUGUUGCAGGUGCCUUGAAGUCCUAUUUGCGAGAAUUGCCAGAGCCUUUAAUGACUUACAGCCUUUAUGAAGAGUGGACACAAGCUGCAAAUAUUCAGGACCAGGAUAAGAAGCUACAAGAAUUAUGGAAGAUUUGUAACAAAUUACCUAAGCAUUAUCAUGCUAAUUUCAGGUAUUUAAUCAAAUUUUUAGCAAAGCUUGCACAGAACAGUGAUGUCAACAAAAUGACACCCAGCAAUGUCGCAAUAGUCUUGGGCCCCAACUUGUUAUGGGCAAAAACAGAAGGAUCCCUUGCUGAGAUGGCGGCAGCAACUUCAGUCCAUGUGGUAGCAAUUAUUGAGCCGAUUAUUCAGCAUGCAGACUGGUUCUUCCCUGGAGAUCAAGACUUCAACGUGUCUGGAGCAUUUGUUGCAGUUCCUGCUGUUAAUUCUAAUCAUUUGUCACACACUGGGAAUGAAUACGAUUCUGGGACACUGGAACGGAAGAGGCCUGUGAGCAUGGCUGUAAUGGAAGGGGAUUUGUUGAAGAAGGAAAGCUUUGGUGUCAAGGUUAUGGACUUCCAAGCAAACCCUCGGAGAUGUGGCACUAUAAAUAGAAAGCACACAUCCCCAGCUUUCCAGCCACCACUUCCACCCACAGAGGCUGGCAUGCUGGCUCAUUCUGGAGCGGAGCAGCACUCACAAGCUGCUGUGGCUGAAACAAGCCCAGUGGGUGCUGGUUUUGCUCUCUCUGCUGGCACAGCAGAACAGUUACAAAGUCAAGGAAAUGAGGAUGUCAGUACCUCAAAGCCUAAGGACAACACAACCUCGGCUACUCCUCCACCCGUGAGAAAUGGUGGGCAUGUGAGCACUGCCCCAAACCAGUCAGCAAGUAGCACUAAUCAGCUUUCUGUUAAUCAGCCACAAAAUGCAGCAGGUCCCAGUCCCCAUUCAGUGAGGAGAGCUGUUAAAAAGCCUGCACCAGCACCUCCCAAGCCAGCCAACCCCCCACCAGGGCAGCCAGGAAGCCAAAGCUCUGCCCCAGCUGCUCAGCCGCCUUCUAUCUCUCCAAAGCCACUUGCCAGAAGCUCUUCUCCUCCUGCCCAACAUGCAAACCAGGGAGCAGCCCUGCCCUCCAGUUCCCAGGUUUCUGCACCUCGGCGAUACUCCAGCAGCCUUUCCCCUAUCCAAGCUCCCAGCCACCCACCACCACAACCCCCAACGCAGGCUACUCCUCCACUGCAGCCCAAAGCAAACAAUCAAGCAUCUCCUGCUGCACCCAGCAGUGAACAUGGACCAGAGCAGCCCUGUUACACUCCUCCGCAAACUCCAACACCACCCGAUACACCCCCUCUAGGCAAGCACAGUACUAGCUCCCCACUGUCACAGCCGCAGUCAUCUACUCAAGACACCUCACAGUCUCACUCUCCACCUCACAGUGGCACACUGCCAAGGCCACGGCCUGUGCCCAAGCCCAGAAACAGACCCAGUGUUCCCCCUCCUCCUCAUCCUCCUUCUCAGCUGGCUGGAGAUGGUAUUAUUGCAAAUCCCACGCAAACAGCUUCCAAAAUAGUAACAGAUGUUUGACCUGCUUUCAGUAUGAACUGUAUUGGAAAGUUCAAUGACUCCAAUUCCAGUAUUCCUGAACCACUUCAAAACCCUUCUGCGGAGCUUCCUACAGAGGCAGCGGGCAAAGAACUGCACAACCACCUCCCUUUAGAUAUUGACAAUGACACAGAAAGCACUGCCCUGUGAAGGAAACCAAACCUGCUUUCCUUUCCUGACGGGAAAACUGACAGAGCCCAACAGUGAAAAGCUUCUUGUGCCGGCACAGAAACCUGUGUGAGCACAUUGCUGCAGGGUGCAGGAGAGCUGUAAUGAUCUGUGAGCCUCAACGGUUACCCACAUCCCGGAUGGAAGGAAUUAAUCACUGCAGAAACAUGCAUAGGAAGCGUAGCUGCUGCUGGUACCGAAUGGUAUCAGCCAGAUUCCAAACGAAUUUUUAAGAAGCGAAUUAUUAGUUAUUUAAAGUUGCAUGUAUUUACAGAAGUAAUCUUUUUAAUGGCGCGGUUUUAGCCCUUUUAUUCUAGUUGUUAGACGUUACAAGGAGAGAGAGAGGCCUUGCCAGAGACAUUCCCUCACUGAUUUGCUGCAGGUUUAUGUGAUGUUGAACCAAAGCCGGCACAGCGGCGGUGACUGCUGGCUCUGUCACUGCUCACUGUGUGCGCUCAGUGCCUUGACGGACUGCGACUGCAGGAGGAACCUCCCUGUAUCGUAAUCAUUUCAGCGCUACUCUGUGAUCAGUACCUAACCCGUAUUUCAUAGUUAUUUGUAUUAACCAGCCUGCUAUUUUUUUUUUUUGUUUAUGUGGAAUUAAUGACUGUUUUGAGGGGAGAAAAAACAACCUGUGGAAGUUGGUUUUGUGCUUUCAUAGGAAACGGUUGGAUUUUGGGAAGGAAAAAAAAAAAUACAAAAAUAUGAAACUUUGAACAUUUGUUUUGAUGCAUCAGUUGGGUGAGCCUUUAUAAAAUUAAAGACCGUCUUUUGUCA
Coturnix japonica (Japanese quail) is the source of this 3577-nucleotide messenger RNA. RefSeq names its product Rho GTPase activating protein 17 (gene ARHGAP17). Gene Ontology annotation, biological process: regulation of Rac protein signal transduction; signal transduction; positive regulation of GTPase activity. Gene Ontology annotation, molecular function: GTPase activator activity; protein binding. The record is from RefSeq and is a predicted model, not a curated record. Lineage: Eukaryota; Metazoa; Chordata; Aves; Galliformes; Phasianidae. Gene Ontology annotation, cellular component: intracellular anatomical structure; cytosol; cytoplasm.